AUGCGUGUUCUUUUCUGGAAUAUUUGUGGUGUGAAGAAGGAGGCUGGUAAGAGAUUUUUACAAUCUCUUAUUACAGAGACUUCUCCAGAUAUUCUGUGUUUGGCUGAACCAAUGGUUCAGGUGAGUAAAUUCCCUGUUUUAUUUUUUAAUAAAUUGGGAUAUUCGGCAGAGUUUAUCCAUAAUAUCCGCCAUGAAAGGUUGUCUAACCUGUGGAUAAUUUGGAACCAUGGUCUGAGUCAGCCUUCCGUUGUCUCAAUGUCGGAUCAACAGCUCUCUAUUGAGGUGGACUGGCAAGGGAAAAAAAUGCUUUUGUCCUUUAUUCAUGCUAGUUGCUUUAAAAUUGAGCGUAGAGAUUUGUGGUCGGAAUUGGCGGCUAUUUCAGCAGCUUCUCUCCUGCUUGUUGUUGGUGAUUUUAAUGCGACACUGUUGUCUAAUGAGAAAAAAGGUCCGGGGAAAUUUAAUGUUGGAUCGGCGGCAGAGUUCCAAGCAAUGGUGGAUUCUUGUAUGCACAUUUCUACCCCUUCACAGGGUAAAAAGUAUACUUGGUCAAAUAAUCGUACAAGGGGUAAUGUCAUGGCUGUUCUGGAUAGAAGCUUUCAUAAUGAGUUAUGGAUUGAUGAAUUCAAAAAUAUUUCUCAGAGAGUUAUAAGCUGCACUGGAUCUGAUCACACUCCCAUCUUGAUCCAUUCAAACGUGAUCCAAAAGCCUAGCAACAUUCCGUUUCGAUUUCAUAAUUUUUGGAUGGAAGAUGAUAGCUUUCAUUCGGUGGUGAAGCAAGCCUGGUCUCAACAUGUGGGUGGCUGCCCCAUUUAUAUCUUGGCGCAAAAAUUGAAGGUGGUGAAAGGGGUGCUAAAAGCUUGGGCAAAAGAAAGAUUUCCUAAUCUAAAUGAGGAAGUGAAAAAAGCUACUUCAGGGCUAAAAAGAGUGCAGGAUAUUAUUGAGAUUUCAGGAAUGUCGGAUGCUCUCUUUAACGAAGAAGCUGAUGCAAAAACAGCCCUUUUAAAUGCUAGUAAGAUGCAAGAAAAACUGUGGUUUGAGAAGGCUAAAUUACGAUGGUUGAAAGAAGGUGAUCGGAACACAAAAUUUUUGCAUCUUUCAGUGAAGAUUAAAAGAUCAAGAAAUCAGAUUAGUAUGUUACAUCGUGAAGAUGGUUCUUGGAUUUCUGAUCAAUUACAUUUGGCCAACUAUAUUGUGGAUUUUUACAAGAGUUCUCACUCUGAAAUUCCUGUAGAACCACACUAUGAGCUACUUGACCAAAUUCCGACAAUCAUUUCUAAUGAAGACAAUGCUUUCUUGGGUGUUGUUCCCUUAAGGGAAGAAAUAAAGAUGGCAAUAUGGGAUCUGGAUGCGAACAGCUCUCCGAGCCCUGACGGCUUUCUAGGUCAGUUUUUCUGA
Molecule: messenger RNA, 1395 nt
Organism: Macadamia integrifolia
Lineage: Eukaryota; Viridiplantae; Streptophyta; Magnoliopsida; Proteales; Proteaceae
Exons: 1
Coding region: 1-1395 (464 amino acids)
Molecular function (GO): catalytic activity
Source: RefSeq, a predicted model, not a curated record